Messenger RNA from Arabidopsis arenosa, 1722 nucleotides. NCBI's taxonomy places the organism in Eukaryota, Viridiplantae, Streptophyta, Magnoliopsida, Brassicales, Brassicaceae. The record is from the annotation of a GenBank genome assembly.
GAGGAAAGAAACAGUAAGAGGUUGAAAUCAACCAUGGAAGAAGAUGAAUCAACAACACCGAAGAAGAAGACAGAUUCUCAGCUGAAUCUUCCACCGUCGAUGAAUCGACCGACGGUCUCACUUGAGUCACGAAUCAACCGUUUAAUUGAUUCAAAUCAUUAUCACUCUCCUUCGAAACCUAUUUACUCAGAUAGGUUUAUUCCAAGUAGAUCUGGUUCCAAUUUCGCGCUUUUCGAUUUGGCUUCUCCUUCGCCGAAGAAAGAUGGGAAAGAAGAUGGGGCUGGUUCUUAUGCGAGUCUUUUGAAAACGGCACUUUUUGGUCCGGUUACGCCGGAGAAGAGUGAUGUUGUUAAUGGGUUUUCUCCGUCGAGUAAUAUUUUUAGGUUUAAGACGGAAACGCAGAGGUCUUUGAAUUUGUAUCCGCCUUUUGGUUCUGAUGUGGUGAUGAGUGGUGUUAGCCCUAGUCCUGUUAAGUCUCCGAGGAAGAUUCUUAGGUCUCCUUAUAAGGUAUUGGAUGCGCCGGCUCUGCAAGAUGAUUUUUACUUGAAUCUUGUGGAUUGGUCAGCACAUAAUGUUCUGGCAGUGGGAUUAGGGAACUGCGUGUAUUUGUGGAAUGCUUGUAGUAGCAACGUAACUAAGUUAUGCGAUCUUGGGGUUGAUGAAAGCGUUUGCUCAGUGGGUUGGGCACUACGUGGAACACAUUUGGCUAUUGGAACUAGUAGUGGAACAGUACAGAUCUGGGAUGUGUUACGAUGCAAUAGGAUAAGAACAAUGGAAGGUCAUCGUCUAAGAGUUGGAGCCCUAGCAUGGAGCUCAUCUGUUCUGUCUUCAGGUAGUAGAGACAAGAGCAUACUUCAGAGAGACAUUCGGACUCAAGAAGAUCAUGUCAGUAAGCUAAAAGGUCACAAAUCCGAAAUAUGUGGACUCAAAUGGUCUUUUGACAAUCGCGAGCUAGCAUCAGGUGGAAAUGACAAUAAGCUUUUUGUAUGGAACCAACAUUCAACACAACCGGUUUUGAGAUACUGUGAACACGCCGCAGCAGUGAAAGCCAUUGCAUGGUCCCCACAUCAUUAUGGACUUCUUGCUUCCGGUGGUGGCACUGCUGAUAGAUGUAUUCGUUUCUGGAACACAACUACAAACACUCAUUUGAGUUGCGUAGACACCAACAGUCAGGUGUGUAAUUUAGUAUGGUCUAAGAACGUGAAUGAGCUUGUGAGCACUCACGGAUAUUCCCAGAACCAAAUCAUCGUCUGGAAAUAUCCAACUAUGUCUAAAUUGGCAACUCUCACGGGUCACACAUACCGCGUUCUGUACCUUGCGGUGUCACCUGAUGGACAGACGAUUGUGACAGGAGCAGGAGAUGAAACCUUAAGAUUCUGGAAUGUCUUCCCUUCUCCGAAAUCUCAGAGCAGAGAGAGCGAAAUCGGGGCACUAUCUUUUGGUAGAACAACAAUCCGGUGAAAUCUUGACAUGAUUCUCGAAAUCAGGGCGAUGAAGAUGAAGCUAAACACAGCCAGAUUAGUUGGUCGUCCUAGCCAAACCUCCCCCGAGAUUGUGUGAAGUCUUUCUCAUGAGAAUGCAAAGAUGAGAAAGACUAAGUUAGUGGCAACAGAUCAAACCUAAGUUUUAUUAGUUUUGUGUGAUCUGGGUUUCUUUAGAUUUUCUUCUCCGUUGUACAGAUUGGAUUUUUUUUUUUUUUGUAAAUAUAAUAUUUUCUGAAAC